CGUGAUCAAUAUACACAAGAACUGGUUCAAACCGACCGGAACCUGCGGGGGGGGAGAGACGUGCUUCUCGCCGAGUCCGGACCGAGCGUGACCAUGGCGGCCGUCGUGACGUCCCACGUCUUCCCGCGGCUCACGACAGCCUUCGGUGCUUCUCGCCGCCACUUCAGCUUGGACGUGAAAGCGCCGCUGUUGCGUACGUGCGGCUACGUGCAUGGCCGCUGGGUUUCGGCGCCGUCGGACUUCCCGGUUCUGGACCCGGCCACCGGACUGGAGAUAGCCCGCGUGUCUGACUGCGGGCCGGACGACGCCAAGCGAGCGGUGGACGCGGCGUACGCUGCUUUUCACGAGUGGAAGCAGUACACGGCCAAGGAGAGGAGCGUGUUGCUGAGGAAGUGGUUCGACCUAUUGACGCUGAAUAAAGAAGAGCUGGCGCGGAUCAUCACCUUUGAGAGUGGCAAACCCCUCAAAGAGGCGCUUGGAGAAAUCGCUUACGCCGCCUCCUUCCUGGAGUGGUUUUCGGAGGAGGCGCGGCGGAUUUACGGCGACGUUGUGGCCUCGCCCAUGAAAGACCGAAGGAUCCUUCUCCUCAAGCAGCCGGUGGGCGUGACGUCCAUCAUCACUCCGUGGAACUUCCCCAGCGCCAUGAUCACCAGGAAGGUCGGCGCCGCGUUGGCGGCCGGAUGCACCACCGUGGUCAAGCCGGCAGAAGACACGCCUCUUUCCGCGCUCGCUCUGGCUGAGCUCGCCGAGCAGGCGGGGAUUCCAGCGGGCGUGUUCAACGUGGUCCCGUGCUCUAGAAAGAUGGCGGCAUCGGUGGGCCAGGUUCUGUGCACGGACCCCCUGGUGGCCAAGAUAUCCUUCACGGGUUCUACUGCCACCGGCAAGAUGUUGCUGAAAAUGGCCGCCGACACCGUCAAGAGGGUGUCCAUGGAGCUGGGAGGCCACGCCCCCUUCAUCGUGUUUGACAGCGCCGACGUGGACCGGGCGGUGGAAGGAGCCAUGGCGUCCAAGUUCAGGAACUCCGGACAGACGUGCGUGUGCUCCAACCGCUUCCUGGUGCAGAGCGGCGUUUACGAGCGCUUCGUCGCAAAGCUGGGCGCCGCCAUGGACGCUCAGCUGCACGUGGGCCACGGCAGCGAGGCCGAGACCACGCAGGGGCCGCUCAUCAACGCCAGAGCGGCCGACAAGGUGGUCCAGCAGAUAAGUGACGCUGUGUCGCAUGGCGCCAAGGUGCUGAGGGGCGGCCAGCGCCUGCACGGCUCCUUUGUGGCGCCCACCCUGCUGGUGGACGUCACCGCCGACAUGUUGUGUGCGCGCGAGGAAACUUUUGGGCCGCUGGUGCCCGUCAUUAGGUUCGACAGGGAGGAGGAAGCACUGGCCCUGGCAAACGCCGCCAAAGUCGGCUUGGCAGGCUACUUCUACUCGCAGGACGUCAGUCAGAUUUGGCGUGUGUCGGAAGCGUUGGAGGUGGGCCUGGUGGGCGUCAACGAGGGCCUGCUCUCCACGGCCGAGGGCGCCUUCGGAGGUGUCAAAGAAUCCGGGAUAGGCCGGGAGGGCUCCAAGUACGGCGUGGACGAGUACCUGGAGGUCAAUCAAAGGUUGAAAUGGCGGGAAAGAACACAUGAUCACAAACUCCAUCGUGGCUCCUCCCACAAACGUAAACAUUGGACGAUGACAAGGAAUAUGGCGUCCGUCACAAAGUGUGUACGAGCAAAACAAAGCCAACGUUGCUGUCCUUUCGGCCUCCAUCUUUAUCACUCUGGGCGACCAACUUCACGGCCAUCAGCGUUUGGAACCUUCUCCACCAACGCUCUGCAAGAGGUGACGACGUGACCGGAAUGCACGCCGUCAAAGCUGCUGGCGUGGUCUCGCAUCAGGGGGCGGCAGCGAUGCAUGCUGGGUAGUCAGCACUCCAGCGGCGGAUGGAAGCUGCGUCUGCAGUCGACGGCUUUGGCGCUGGGCGGCUGAGCGCGUUUCCUGCGCAGCUCGUCCUUCCCCAGGAGUCCGCCCAGGCGCGAAUACGCCACCUUGUACUUUUUAUCAAAGGCGGCUGCGGACGAGAGCGAGAGGCGAAGUUAGCGACGCAAAGACGUCCUUUUGGGGUGGCGUCGUGCCUUACCGGCGUGGUCCUUGCCCAUGGCGGCCAACGUGAGGAAGAGGAACUCUCGGUACACGCUCCUGCAACACAAAAAAACAAAGUUGACGCAGCGGAAUGUAGGUGGGCGGGGUUUUGUCUCACCUCUGGAGGCGGGGCGGGGCGGGCUGCUUGGCCAGCGUGUCGAGAAAGAGCGUGACGGCCUUGUGGACCUCGUUCAUGCCUACCCAGCGGAGGACCUCCUCCAAGAAGGCCAGUGAGAACGGGUGGUUGUGGCGGCGCCAGCGGAAACUUCGCAUGGAAAUGCCACCUGGUGGAGAAAGGGGUGGGGUUACGGGGCCGGUAGAGGCAGGCCUUGCAAGACGAGUACGGGACUUACUGUGAAGCCUCCAGAGCACGUAGAGGGGGGGCCAUGUGUCGGGGUCCGGGUUUAACGUGUCCCAAAGGAGCCUCACCCUCAGCGCCAUCCCGUCUGACUGAUCUCACACACACACACAAUUCUUUAAACGGUUGUACACAAGUAUAAAAAACAUUUUCUGCAAAUAACAAAACAAUUUUAAAGUAUAAAAACAAUUCUCUUAAAACAAAAUAUUUUCUUCAUUUAAAGAAAACAAUUUGCAAUUAAAAAAGUCUUCAAAUAAAAAGUCUGCUAAUGAAAAAAUGUUUUUCUUCAAUUAAAAGAAACAACUAGUCUUCAGUUGAACUAAAAACAAUUUUAUUUAAUUAAAAACAAUUCGCCUUAAUUUAAAAAAAACAUUAAUUCAAAGAACUUUUCACAAAUAAACAAUUUGCGAUUAAAAAAACAAAAUUGCUGGUUAAAAUUUAUUUAAUUACAUUUUUUUUAAGGUAUAAAAACUAUUUUCUUUAUUUAAAGAAAACGAUUCGCAAGUAAAAACAAUUUCAAAUUAAAAAAAUUUGCAAGUUUAAAAAAAACACUUUCUUUAAUUAAAAACAAUUCGCCAUAAAUUAAAAAAAACAUUAAUUUAAAGAAAUUUGCACAAGUAAACAACAAUUUGCGAUUAAAAAAAAAUAAUUUGCUGGUUAUAAUAUAUUCGUUAAUUACAUUUUCUUUAAGGUAUAAAAACAAUUUUCUUUAUUUAAAGAAAACAAUUUGCAAUUAAAAAAUAGUCUUCGAAUAAAAAGUUUGCAAAUGAAAAAAUGUUUUUCUUCAAUUAAAAGAAACUAUUCACUAUUUUAAAAAGUCUUCAGUUGAACUAAAAACAAUUUUCCUUAAUUAAAAACAAUUCGCCUUAAUUUAAAAAAAACAUUCAUUUAAAGAACUUUUCACAAAUAAACAACAAUUUGCGAUGAAAAAAAAAAUUUCUGGUUAAAAUAUAUUCUUUAAUGAAAUUUUCUUUAAGGUAUAAAAACUAUUUUCUUUAUUUAAAGAAAACGAUUCGCAAGUUAAAAACAAUUUCAAAAAAUUUUUUUUUUGCAAGUUUAAAAAAACAUUUUCUUUAAUUAAAAACAAUUCGCCAUGAAUAAAAAAAAACAUUAAUUUAAAGAACUUUUCACAAAUAAACAACAAUUUGCGAUUCAAAAAAAAAAAUUUGCAGGUUAAAAUAUAUUCUUUAAUUAAAAUUUCUUUAAGGUACAAAAACAAUUUUCCUUAUUUAAAGAAAACGAUUUGCAAGUAAAAACAAUUUCAAAUAAAUUUUUUUUUGCAAGUUUAAAAAAAACAUUUAAUUAAAAACAAUUCGCCAUAAAUAAAAAAACUUUCAUUUAAAGAACUUUUCACAAGUAAACAACGAUUUGCGAUUUAAAAAAAAAAAUUUGCUGGUUAAAAUAUAUUCUUUAAUUAAAAAUUCUUUAAGGUAUAAAAAAUAUUUUCUUUAUUCAAAAAAACUGAUUCGCAAGUAAAAACCAUUAAAAAAAAUAUAUAUAUAUAUAUAUUUUUUUGCAAGUCUAAAAAAAAUUCUUUAAAAACAAUUCGCCUUAAAUUAAAAAAAACAUUCAUUUAAAGAACUUUUCACCAGUAAACAACAAUUUGCGAUUAAAAAAAAAUGUGCUUGUUAAAAUAUAUUCUUUAAUUAAAAUUUCUUUAAGGUAUAAAAACAAAUUUCUUUAUAUAAAGAAAACGAUUCGCAAGUAAAAACAAUUUCAAAUAAAAAAAAUGUUCUUUAAUUAAAAAUAUAUAUGCAAAUAUAAAAACAAUUUUCAGAAGAAAUCGACUAGUAAAUUUCUUUUUUAAUUUUUUAAACACUUCACUUUAAAUAAACGAUUUUCAAGUAAAAUACAUUUUUUUCAAAUAAAGCAAUUUUCUCCAAUUAAAUGAUAUUCAAGUAAAAAAACAAUUUUCUUUUAUUAAAAACAAAUAUUCGCUACUUAAGAAAUGUUUCUUCAGUUAAACAAAUUGUUCUUCAAUUAAAAAACUAUUCGCAAGUAUUAAGACAAUUUUAUUUGAAAAAACGAUUUGAGAGUAAAUAAACUCGAGGUCUCAAGUGUUUAAUUUUUUUAAUGUGAUUAAUCACAAGUUAUUACUUUCUCGCAUUAAUCAAAUUUGCUUGAGAAAAGACCAAUAAUUGGACACAAAUAGUCAACGUUUUUAAAUGUUUUACUGAACGAACUGCGAGUCAUUGAUUUGACAGGAAGUAAGAGUAAGAAUUAAGUACACAUUUUGAAAGGCUCUGCAACUAUGUACUGUAUAAAAUAAAUUGUGCAAUAAAACACUUUACUUAGUGCA
This is a messenger RNA of Nerophis ophidion (straightnose pipefish), 4778 nucleotides long. It is a transcript of the gene aldh5a1, whose product is annotated as aldehyde dehydrogenase 5 family, member A1 (succinate-semialdehyde dehydrogenase). The record is from RefSeq and is a predicted model, not a curated record. Gene Ontology annotation, biological process: GABA catabolic process. Gene Ontology annotation, molecular function: succinate-semialdehyde dehydrogenase (NAD+) activity. Lineage: Eukaryota; Metazoa; Chordata; Actinopteri; Syngnathiformes; Syngnathidae. Bases 94 to 1833 code for a protein of 579 amino acids. The transcript is spliced from 11 exons.